This is a messenger RNA of Leptomonas pyrrhocoris, 5319 nucleotides long. RefSeq names its product putative ubiquitin hydrolase putativecysteine peptidase Clan CA family C19. Gene Ontology annotation, molecular function: cysteine-type deubiquitinase activity; cysteine-type endopeptidase activity. Gene Ontology annotation, biological process: protein deubiquitination. NCBI's taxonomy places the organism in Eukaryota, Euglenozoa, Kinetoplastea, Trypanosomatida, Trypanosomatidae. Gene Ontology annotation, cellular component: cytosol; nucleus. Bases 1105 to 5319 code for a protein of 1404 amino acids. The record is from RefSeq and is a predicted model, not a curated record. The transcript has a single exon.
AGCAAGGUACCACAGCGUAGCGGUCCACACCGCACACACCGACCCGCACAUCAACGUAUAGAUAUUUGCUCUCUUUACUAUUGUUAGUAUUAUUAUUUGUUCUGGGGAGAGGGAGAGAGAGAGGAUAAUUUGGCCUGUGUCAAGUUCACAGCUGUGACCACUUCUCCCGCGCGUACGUUGAAGAAGACGGAGCGCACGUGUGUACGUGUGUGCGUGUGGGAUGGCUUGCGGCUGCUCAUUCUCUUUUUCGUGAAGUCGCCUAUCGGUGUAAUUGGGCCUUGCUGCGGUCCGCCGCGUCACUGCCGCCGCCAUCGUUUUUCCUUUGUACUACUGCGAUUUGACUUUUUUAAAUACCCCCCUUUUCCCCCUUUUCUCUCACUCUCUCUCUUUCGGGUCUCUUCGUCGUUGCUGCGGUGGUUGCGUGCGUGUGUGAUGCACGGCAACUCAGCUAUUCAUUCUGGUCCCUCGCUGCUGCAGCACCGCGAGUACUUCUGCACCUUCGCUGUGGCGUUGCGUACUGCUCUCGUCUGUUCUGUUCUUUUCCUUUCUCCUUUGUCUCGACAGCAUUCCUCCUCCUUUUGUAUUCCUCUGCCUUUGCGGACACGGCCGGUGGUCGUUUGCACGUAAAGCUUAAGCACGCACACAGUAAACAAAACAAAGGGGAACUUGCCGUUCCGUAAGGCUUAGCGGCUGAACUCACCGCUGCUCCCACAUACCCUCUCUUCACGUUGGUGCCAGCGACAGGAAGAAGGCACCGCUGCCUUCGCCGAUCGAAACACACACACACACCAAAGCAGGAAGGCGCGAUACAUAGAACAUCACGUGACGCUUGUGAAACCUUUUCUAUUCAUGUCUUCACGAAGCGGGCGUGACAUCAUAUACACGUUCUCUCUCUUGAUUGUCAGAACACACAUCUGGAAUAGGUGAGUUAACCUGCGUGCUCCUGCUGUUGUACGGACACACCGUUGACACAGCGGUGCAGCUCUUCUUUAUUAAGGUUGACAUUAUCGUUCAUAUUACCCUUGUGCGCGUGGUUUUGGAAAAAGGCAGGAAAACAAAGAAAGAACACACACCCGCAUACAGGGAGUCGUUCUUGCUUUGCGGAUGAGUCAUGGCAAGCGCAUGCUGGAGGCGCAAGCGCAGAAGGAGCGCUCCUCGACCACGCGCGACGACGGCCGCGUAGACGACGGACACCUGCGCAACACCAACCGGGCGUUCAAUAACGACGGUACCCCGGUGCGGUCCGGCCAGCGCGGCGCCGGCGGCAGCAGUGGACGACGAAGUGGAGAGGAGGGCGAGGGAGCCGCACUGGAUGCGCAGGGGCGUCACCUCGAUCCGUCACCGCCGCCGCGACCGGGUAUGCAGCCGAGUCGCGAAGAAGGCGGCACGCGCCGUAGGAGUGAGCAAAGAAGUGUGCGGAAGAGCCUUUCCACCCCGCAAGUCAGCCUCGGACAAGCGCAGAGGGUCGGCGCAGGUACACCUGAGGAAAACAGUCGUGGGCGGCGCCAGGGGGAGGCGGAGGCGGAGACGGAACAGCGAGGGACUGCACGGCAGAUCGACGUCGACGCCGACGCACUCUCCGGCAGCGACGACGACGAUGCGAGGGAGGCUCCUGAAGCGCUUACAGCAGGAGGACGCAUCCCAGAAAAAGAGUUCUCGAGAGCAGCACGUCCGUCGGGGUUUGAGGGACGUAGGAGUCGUGAGAGAAACGAAGCCCAACCGAAUCCGUGGUCGUCGCAGGAAGGCGAAGGAAGGAAGCGUGGCAGCGGCUCUGCGUCCCAGGGCGGCAGCGCACCCCGCUACCCGGCAGACCGCAUACACCUACAGGACGCCAGGACGGCGGUCUCCCCACCCCGGCCAGCGUCUUCAUCGCCGCCCAACACGGGAGACAGCAGCUGGACUCCACCGGUCACUUCACGGCCGACGGCGCCGCCUCCACCGCCUCUGACGGUGACAGCGACCGGCUCGGCAUCUUCGCGGUCCUCUGCCUCCUGCACACCCGUUGCAGGAACCACCCAAGACGAACGGCGCAGUCGAACGCCAAGUCGUUCCCCUCCAUCGGUGACCCUCACGAAGACGUCCCUCGCCGGCUUCCGACCAGCCCCGCCGCAGAGGCCGAUCACGGCAGCGCUGCAUCCCCCCUCUACCACACCCAACGAGGACAACACCACCAACCGCAACUAUAGGGCUUCUGCAGAGGCUGCUGUGCCAGCUGAGUCGCACAGCUCGCAGGGCCGACGCCCACCCCCGCUCUCUCCUCCAGAUCCCUCCGUAUCGUCCUUGUGCAAGCUCAUGAGCACUGCCGCCUCCACCACCACCACCACAGCAGCUCCAGCAGCCCCACAACCCCUUUUGCACAUCUCCCCCGCCUCCCCUCCGCUGAGGGCAGGGGUGUCGCCACGCAUGCUGCCGCGGCACCCAACGCGAUUUGAUCCUUCCGCCACCGCCUCCUUCUCCGCUUCUCGCGCGGCUAGUAUGAGCAACACGAUGUUGCCGUCACCAUCCCUGUCACAGCAGCAGGAGCAGCAGCAACCGAGUUCACAGUCCUCUCCGUAUGAUGCGCAGCAGCAAGAGUACCUUGUGCGGGUGCGGAGUGAAUCCUUCUCUACAGCUCCGCAGGCCGACAGUGAAGACCCUGCGCAAGUGAACGAGGAGGAGAAGACGCAUCCCUCGGGUGCCUAUCGUGGCUUCGCACCGAAGAGGAGUGGAGAGACGCACAUGCCUGCGGCGGGCGACGACGGCUGGCGCUCCAUUCCUCCUUCGCCACUGCCGUCCACGCUGCCCAGCGAUGGUUUCGUGGCGACUCUCUCGCCCGCUGCUGCGGCGCCGGACACUUCUCACACCCUGCCUUCCAUGGCACCAACCGAUGGCGUGUCGACGGGGGAGUCAACCGCGCAACCUCCGCUACCGGCUCCUGCCUUCUCCAACGAUGCUCCUAUUUCGCCAUCCUCUCUGCUCCCUAGCUCUCCACAUCAGGAACACUGCCGCUACCUGCGCGACUUCAGCGGCUUCCACAACGCCGGCAACGACUGCUACGGCUGCAGUGCGCUGACGAUGCUGCUGCGGAGCACCGUCUUGCGACGCGCGCUGCUAUGCUCCCCGCUCGUGACGGCGGUGCGCCGGUACGAGUCUCUGCUGGCCCGACGGCCGGAGAGACGGGUGCAGUGGACAAGCGGCUACGUCGAUACACUAACCCCGCAGGAGACCAAGAAGUGCAAGAAGCGCCGGAGGUCGGAGAAGGAGGCGGCGGAGGAGGAGGGGAUGGUGGCGGAGGUGUGUGGUCUCCCCUCUCUUCUUCUUAGUGACACGACAGCGACUCAGGCAGACAUGCCGAUCAGCGACGGCCCGACGAGUGCGGUGCAGCAGACUCUGGAUCUUGUGGAAACCCUCACCCUGGAGGAGCUUGAAAGUGUACUGCGUGUGGAUCUCGAGACCGGGUGCAUCCCGGUCACCCUUCACGCGGCGCUCGCGGCGCUGGCGCGGGCAGUGCGGUGGCGAGAGCACAUGACGGCCGUCAUCAACGCCUCCUCCACGUCUCCGGCAGAGCGGCGGUGGCUGCUGGAGGAGAAGAUCUACCACGAAAACGAUCGCCUCUUUGAUGGACAGGUGUACACCUACGGCAUUCGACUGAGCGCCGUCGCCGCGCUCUUCCAGGGCGAGUUUUUCUUAGGAGAACAGGAGGACGCGCAUGAACUGUUUGUGGCGUUGAUGGCGAAGCUCGAGGCGGAGGCGGUCGACUUCCAGAAGGGCUGCACGGAGGUGCAGGAGGAGCGACAACGCGCAGCACAUCGGUACGACCACGAAGGAGAACAGGAGCGAGAGGAAGCAGUGAUGGCGGACAGGACGGCUGCCGUGGUGAUGACGGUGGAGAGCGCAACAUCGUCUCCUGUUGUCCCCGGCGUGUCAACGCCACCUCCUACUCCGGCCAUCUCCACCGCCAUGGCGGACGCGUGGAUCAACUCGCUCGUGCAGGCGCGUCUGCUGAACAUCAUUCGCUGCCGCAGCCCCGGCUGCCAGCACGAGAUCGUCACCGACGAAAUUUGCGUGAACUUGUCGCUGCACAUACCGGAACAAGACGGAGAGGACGUCAAGACGGAGAGGAAUAGAGGUCAGCAGCAGCAGCAGCAGCAUCUGCAGAGUUCCUCCGCAAAGGCGGAGCACACCGCCGACCCCGACCACCCAUUGCCAGCUGAGGAAAAGCGUGACUACUUCUUCUUUCUCCCUCAUAUGAAGUCCACCACCAGCCUGCCCCAACCAGCGCCAACAGAGACGCCGCCCACCGCUGUCACUACUCGACCCUCUCCGCCGUGCAGCGUGGCCGCUCUCCUGCACCACUCCAUGGCCUUCGAGCCCCUCAGCGACUACCGCUGCGACGUCUGCGGGUCCAAGACCGCACAGUACCAGGGUGGCUGCUUCUACACCCGCCCCCCACCCGUCCUCGUGCUGCAGCUGAAGCGGUUCUCCACCGACUUUGUGGACGGCGCCUUGCGCAUUCAGAAAAACAGCCGUCCCGUCGCGGUGGGCGACACACUCGUCACGUACGCGCUGCCGAGCACGGAGGAGGAGGAGGAGCGUCGUCGGCGACAAGGGCGGCAGCCACUGCGCACCGUGGCGCUGGCGGAGGUGGCGGCGGAUAUGCAGGGAUGUGAGGUGACGAAUUCACAAGGAAGCACCGCGGUUGCAGCGGCAGCGGCACACGCGCAGUGCUUUUUCUACAAUGCCGAGGAUAAGCGCUUCACCUGCAUCUCGCAAUCCCCGUCACACGAGACGCCUGCUUCCACAGACUCAGGGGAGACGACAGCGGCGGAGUGGGUGACGGCGAUCCGCAGUGUGUACCGUCUGCGGAGCUGCGUGCUGCAUCUUGGUAGUAGUCUCCACUUUGGCCACUACGUGUCCGACUUCGCCGUAGACGGGGAGAAGGUGGAAGACGAAGGGGAAGGUGAGACGAAGAAUGCUGGCAACACCCGCCAUUACAGCAGCGCAGAGUCGGCGGAAAAUAUCGCGGCAGAGAGGCGCGUCACCGUGACGCCGUGGAUUACCGGCGGCGCUGCGUCGUCUGCCGUCGCGCAUUCUAUUCGUGACAGCGCUGCGGACCACGCGUCGCUGCAUCGCCGCUGGCGCCGUGCGAACGACGAGCGUGUGGAGGUGCUUGACGAGGCGGCGGUGCGGACACGUCGCGUGGGCCACGCCAACGUGUACCUUCUCUUGUACGAGAAGGUGGCGGAGGAGUGGGUGCGCUGCCCACUGGACGCGGUGCUGCCACGGCCGGUGUACCCCGCCGAGGAGGCGCAAGACAAGAAGGACGACGCAGCGGAGUGA